Dioscorea cayenensis subsp. rotundata (Guinea yam) is the source of this 1300-nucleotide messenger RNA. RefSeq names its product ethylene-responsive transcription factor CRF3-like. Gene Ontology annotation, biological process: regulation of DNA-templated transcription. The transcript is spliced from 2 exons. The record is from RefSeq and is a predicted model, not a curated record. Gene Ontology annotation, molecular function: DNA-binding transcription factor activity; DNA binding. NCBI's taxonomy places the organism in Eukaryota, Viridiplantae, Streptophyta, Magnoliopsida, Dioscoreales, Dioscoreaceae. Bases 300 to 1073 code for a protein of 257 amino acids.
GUGGCUCCUUUUGGUUCCUCUUUUGGUUGGGCGGGGGGGAUUGGGAGCGGGGGAGCAGAGUAGCGCUGGGAUUUAUGUCUUCUGGGUUCUCUGAAUCCUUCUCUUUCGCUCUCUUCUCUUCCUCUUCUCGUCCCCGCUCGCAAAGAGGAUCCGUUUCAACGUCUAUGCCCUUCCAUUCCUCACGGGCUGGUUACAGAUUAAAAUCCUUCGGAUUUCUUCAUUUUAUAGAUAUCAUUUUGAAACCCUAGAAAAGAAAAACCUUUUUUUUUUUUGAGGAAAAAAAGGGAGAGAAAAACAAAAUGCCAGGUCCGCAGCGGCAGCUGGUGAAUCAGAAUCGGAUGCGGAGGAAGUGGGGAAAAAGUCCGGAUCCGAAACUGAGAGCCCGACCCGAAUCCGAACGGCAACUCCGAAAGCUCAGCGUCGUCUUCUCCGACCCCGACGCUACGGAUUCAUCCAGCGACGAGGAUGAACCCGAAUACGAAACCCGGAAGAAAGCCAAGCGUGUUUUGCGUGAAAUCCCCAUCUUGCCCUCCCUCGCGAUUGGCCCCAUCUCCUUUAAACCCCGUAAAACCCUGACUGCUUCGAGGGCUAAAAACGGAAAACUCUUACCUUCAUCCUCUAUCGGAUCCUCGAAGCACAAAGGAGUCCGAUAUCGCCCUUGGGGCAAAUGGGCGGCUGAGAUCCGCGACCCGUUAAGGGGCGUUCGGGUCUGGCUUGGCACGUACGACACCGAGCACGAAGCCGCUCUCGCCUACCAAGCCGCUUCCCGUCGCAUCGACGCCGAGAAACGCGCCGCCGCAGCCGCCGCCACUGUUUCCGGAUCCUCUUAUCAGCAACCGAAUCCGAAUCUGUUCUCAGUCCCAUCUCCUGCUUCAGUGCUUGACGUGUUUGCGGAUGCGGAUUCGAGGAUGUUAACGGAGUUUUUCGUUAGAGAGGAUCCGUUAAUGACGUUACCGGGUUUCGGGUUGCAACCAGAAUCACCAUUUUGGGAACAUAUAUCAAGCGUCUCUGAUUUAACCGGGCUGGAUUUUGCUGAUCUUGAUGAGUGGAUGGAUUUCAGCUUUGAUAUAUGAGAUAAUACAUUUUUUUUUGCAGGCUUUAGGGAGUACAAAAAUUAGUUUAUUAUUAUUAAUAUUAUGUCUCAAUUUAUGUCAUAGUGUUUGGUUGUUCGCAUUGGCAUGUAAAAAAUUUCUUGGGUUUUUCCGGGGUUUAAGCACCCACCCACCGUCCAAGAAGUUUUAUGAAUCUUGUUGGUUUGUAUGUUUAAAGUCAAUUCUAUGAUUGGUUAUUUUAAUGACCA